AUGAGUUCCGACCAGCAGACCCCUUUAUUCCCCUACGAAGGAAUCCGUGCAAUCAUUGUCUCUUGGUCAGAUGAUGAUUUGGAUCUCUAUUGCGAACUUGUUGAUAUCAACAAUGCAUUCGCUUUCCUCAACUUCACCCACCAUCGGAUGUAUUUCAUUCCAUCUCAAAACCCCUUCGACUCCCUGCUCGAGAAGAUUAACCACGAAAAGCCGAAUGCCGCGGCAGAGAACUCAUUGUUGGUUGUAUAUUAUGGAGAAGAUGGGCAGCUUCUGACUAACAGAAGACUGCACUUCACUGCAACCAGAGAAUCCCAGCACCCAAGUAUUGAUUGGACAUCGAUGCAGGCCAAUCUCGAAAGUGCCAACACUGACGUCCUGCUGCUCUUAGACUGUUGCCACGCAAGUGCUGCAGCUAGUUCGUUUGAGCAGAGUUAUGAAGAUGACCCUGAGCCAAGAAAACGGCUCGAGAUUCUGGCUGGCUGCGGAUAUGAUUCAGUUACUCGUGAGGCUGGAAGAUACAGCUUCACCAAAGCUCUGAUAGCAAAACUGAAUGAAAGAGGUAAGCUCGAGUGUGUGUUCUCUGUCGGACAGCUCUUCCAAUCUUUGCAUGCAAGAAUGCUCCGACAGCAUCCAUCUAACAUACCGGACAGCGAUGAUGAUAAGUACAAUAAAUGUUUUGUAGCACCUGUGUAUAUUCCUCGGUGCACUGACCCCAUUCACGUCAGUAUCCCGCUGAGGAAAUUGGAUUCACCGAAGAAGGAAGAUGCGAGUGAUCAACAAGAUCAUUCUGUGGAUAAUUGGCGCUACCCCUCACCCACUUCACCUUCGCCCACGGCUCCUAAACAUGCUGACUGGUAG
Molecule: messenger RNA, 858 nt
Organism: Cadophora gregata
Lineage: Eukaryota; Fungi; Ascomycota; Leotiomycetes; Helotiales; Ploettnerulaceae
Exons: 1
Coding region: 1-858 (285 amino acids)
Source: RefSeq, a predicted model, not a curated record